This is a messenger RNA of Limanda limanda (common dab), 3181 nucleotides long. RefSeq names its product protein tyrosine phosphatase receptor type Nb (gene ptprnb). Gene Ontology annotation, molecular function: protein tyrosine phosphatase activity. Lineage: Eukaryota; Metazoa; Chordata; Actinopteri; Pleuronectiformes; Pleuronectidae. The transcript has 23 exons. Gene Ontology annotation, cellular component: secretory granule. The record is from RefSeq and is a predicted model, not a curated record. Gene Ontology annotation, biological process: protein dephosphorylation. Bases 1 to 2874 code for a protein of 957 amino acids.
AUGAGGUCUCCGCGGCUCUGGGCGGCUCUGUGCCUCCUCCUCACCGCCUCCUGCCGGCUGUGCGCGGCCGCCCGACACGGCUGCUUGUUUGAGAAGAGGCUCUGUCCCAGGGAUCAGCUGUGCAGUGACGAUGGUUUGUUCGGACAGUGCCAGUCCCCUCACCAGGAGCCCGUCCAGUACCAGGUGUCUGUUCCAGUCCUGCACAAACUCCAGGAAGUCCUCAAAGACCUGAUGGUGCAAGGUCUGACGUGGAGGGAUGACAUCACGCAGGCAAUUAUUAACCGAGAGCUGAGUCGUGUUCCCACCACCGGCUCCUCCUCUAAAGUCCCAGAGCAAGCAUCCAAACAGGCCUCCAGACUGCCGGGCUCCGCUCAGCAGAGGGUUCAGGGGCCCGAGGACCCCGCCGACCCCGAGAUGAUGCAACAGUUUGUGGACUACAUGAUCCUGGAUCCCUCCCGCUCCUCCGUGCACAUGCAGAGGCCCCUGCUGGACCCGUACACCUACAACCAGCAGCAGUAUGGUUACCAAGAGGAGGAGGAACGCUCCCUCAACUCUCUGGACGAUAAUCCAGCCUUUCGCCCAAGGUCCCGGGGAAACCUCCUGGACCAAGACCGUCAGCUUCUCCAAAACCUGCUGUCCUUUUACCUAACCUCCCCUUCCUCCUCCUCUUCCUCCUCCUCAUCCUCCUCGUCCUCUCCCGUGCAGUCCCUCUCCCGUAACAGGGGAGCAGUGGCAGCAGCAGCAGCGGUGCCAGGUUUCCCCUCUCCGCUCUCCUCCUCGUCCUCAUCCUCCUCAUCCUCCUCCUCCUUCUUCCCGGAGCUAGACUUCCCUCUGGACUAUGGCGAAGACUACAUUUCCCAGAUGUCCCAGCUCAACAAACAGCAGCAGCAGGAGCAGGCAGAGAAGAAGACGCAGAAGGACUACAACGCCCUGUCAGGACUGGAUGAGCAAUCUCUGCAGAGACUGGCUCUGCUGCUCGACCACUACGGCCUGGACAUGAAGGAUCUGUCCCCCGAGCAGAAAGACAACUUGCCCGCCGCUCUGAAGCAGCUGCAGCUGGACACCUCCUACGCCCACAAACAAACCAAAGACAAAUUUGGAAACGAUGGUACAGGAAGCAAGAUCACAGAGGGUUCAGUGGACCAAAAGAUGGUUGCUCCAGAGGCUCCUCCCUCCACCGCCAAGUCCCCCAAAGCAGAGGGGCCCAAGGAAGAGACGGCCCCCGCCGCGGCAUCCAACCAGGAUGAAGUGGGGAAGAAGGAACUGGCGGCCAAGGCGGAGGAGUACGGCUACAUCGUCACCAACCAGAGCCGCCUCAGUCUGAACGACGGGGUGCGAUUGCUUCAGCGGCUGUCAGAGAGGAUGGGCCUCUCCACCGGCGCCUUCAUCAACAUCAGCGUCGUUGGACCUGCCAUCACCUUCAGGAUCCGGCCCAAUUCCAAGAACCUGACAGCGGGAGAUGUGGCAAAGACUGCAGUUGCAGAGAAGAACUUCCUGGAGACGGAGACGGGCCUGAAGGUGCUGCAGGGCGGCGUCGGAGAGAGGAAUGAUGGGAAAGCGUUGCCCCUGGCGACCCGAGUCCAGCCCGGCUCCCGCUGGGUGUUUGCCACGCUGGUGGCCAUGGCCUCUAUCGGCGGCAUCCUGGUGGCGGCCAUGACCAUCGCCUGCCUGCGCCACCACGCCCACCGUCUGGCGGCGAAGAAGCUCGGCCUGGGACCAGAGGGAGGCAGCUUCAGCCACCAGGAGUACCAGGACCUGUGUCGCCAGCACAUGGCCUCCAAAGGCGCCUUCGGACGCCUGGAAGCCGCCGCCCUGGGCGCCGUUGGGGGAGCGAGUGGAGGAGGCGCAGGAGCAUCCGGUGCUGGGGCAGGAGCAGUGGGCGGCGCGGACUCGAGGGUGAGCAGCGUGUCGUCCCAGUUCAGCGACGGAGCCCAGCCCAGUCCCGGCUCCCACAGCAGCACGCCAUCGUGGUGCGAGGAGCCGGCACAGGCCAACAUGGACAUCUCCACGGGUCACAUGAUACUGGCCUACAUGGAGGACCACCUGAGGAACAAGGACCGUCUGAUGAAGGAGUGGGAGGCUCUGUGCUCCUACACGGCCGAGCCCAGCGUCGUCUCCGCAGCUCAGAGCGACGCCAACGCCAAGAAGAACCGCUCCCCCGACUCUGUGCCCUAUGAUCACUCCAGGGUCAAACUGAAAGAGAUCAACCCCUCACGCUCCGACUACAUCAACGCCAGCACCAUAAUUGAGCACGACCCGCGGAUGCCGGCCUACAUCGCCACCCAGGGCCCCCAGUCGCACACCAUCUCUGACUUCUGGCAGAUGGUCUGGGAGAACGGCUGCACUGUGAUCGUGAUGAUGACGGCUCUUGUGGAGGACGGAGAGAAACAGUGUGACCGCUACUGGCCCGAUGAAGGCUCCUCCCUCUACCACAUCUAUGAGGUGAACUUGGUGUCGGAGCACAUCUGGUGCAACGACUUCUUGGUGAGAAGUUUCUACCUGAAGAACGUGCAGACCCAGGAGACCAGGACCCUCACCCAGUUCCACUUCCUCAGCUGGCCGGCUCAGGGCAUCCCCACCUCCACACGGCCCCUGCUGGACUUCCGCAGGAAGGUGAAUAAGUGCUACAGGGGACGAUCCUGCCCCAUCAUCGUGCACUGCAGUGACGGUACAGGCCGGACUGGGACUUACAUCCUGAUCGACAUGGUUCUGAAUCGCAUGGCUAAAGGUGUGAAAGAGAUCGACAUUGCUGCAACACUGGAGCAUGUCCGCGACCAGAGGCCUGGGAUGGUUCGCACCAAGGACCAGUUUGAGUUUGCGCUGACCGCCGUCGCAGAGGAGGUCAACGCCAUCCUCAAAGCUCUGCCCCAGUGAAGCCAGUAGGAUCCAGACUGACCCUCGACCCCUCGACUCUCGCGCUCAGACUUCACUUUGCUUUUCCUCCCUGUGACGAUGAGGAUGAUUAUCAUCACCACUGCCUUUCUGUCUCUGUCGGGUGAUUCCCCUUAAAUGUGCCAUCACGUAAAAAGAAGUUUAAAAUGAUGUGUGAAUGGGCGACUUCACACGUCAAGUGCUGGAAGGAAUCACACAGGCAUAUCUCUGAUUUUAAAUGUUUGUGGCGCCAGUGUGAUGUGUUCAGGGACGUUCAGAGUGUUGCAUUUUAAUGAAAAUUACACCCGGA